GAAAAAGGUUGCUCCUCAAACUGCCUGGAAUUGAAGGUCGCAGCUACCAAGCUCUUAAUGUUGAGGCCAUGAAGCCCAAGUUCCUAAUAAUACUGUUGAGGCCUAGCGAGCCCAUUCCAUAUUCAAAGACUCUAAUCCCCUAGACUGAGCCUGCCCAAGACCUGAAUCCAGAUCCAAGAGCAUGCCACUCGUUUGGCACCUGCCUUUCUUCUCUCCACACCGACCCUGCGAAGAAGCCUGCAGCCUGAGGCAGGAAGGCGCACUACGCCCACCCAACUGACGAGUAAAAGAAGAAGGCCAAUGGAGACGACGACAGACGAAGAAAGGGAAGCAAAAAUAGUAGAAUUGGAGGCGGCGGCGGCGUCUGAAAUAGAAUACGUGAGCUAUGGUGGUGAACAUCACUUACCCCUUAUCAUGAACCUGGUGGAUCAAGAACUUAGCGAACCCUACUCCAUCUUCACCUAUCGCUACUUCGUCUAUCUAUGGCCCCAACUCUCUUUCCUCGCAUUCCACAAAGGCAAAUGCGUGGGGACAGUGGUUUGUAAGAUGGGAGAGCAUCGCAAUACUUUCAGAGGUUACAUUGCGAUGCUCGUCGUCCUCAAGCCUUACAGAGGCCGAGGCAUCGGUGACUAUAUAUACUUGCUUAUAUACCCCAUCUCUUUUUCUUUACUUUUCUUUUCUUUUAAUCUAGUUUGUUGUCAAUUCCUGUUAGAAAAUGGCAUCAUAGCCACUCUUUGACACUAUUUACAUCACCGCACCCACAUAUUUGCAACUACUACUAAUUUAUUAACAAACAAUCAAGUGUCGUGCAAUGGAAUUAUUAUAUCAACUUCUCGCAUUGUUAGGCAUUCUUAUACAUUCACACCAAUUGAUUGAAUCACAACAUAUCGAUACCACCCAUUAAUGCGUGAACCUACAAGUGUAGCCGUGAUAAUUUUUUAUGUGUCACAACAAAAUCAAUGUGUUUGGGUGUAAUGAAGAUGGAAGCAGACCAAUAUGUUUCCAAUCUAUGUAAUUAUGAUUCUGAAUGCUUAAUGCAUCUGGAAGUGUUUCUAUAUCUGCCAGCAUCCCAUUCAAUUAAACUCUCCGACAAAUUUGUUGCCUACAUUUGCUAUGAAGAUGAACUAUUGCAGAUGGCUGUGACUAUUGAUAUGAAGCACUUUUGCUACACUUUAUGGCUACAGAACUUGUUACCAGAUCUAUUAAAGUGAUGAUGGAAUCCGGUUGUGAAGAGGUGACAUUGGAAGCAGAAGUGACAAAUAAGGGAGCACUUGCAUUAUAUGGCAGGCUUGGGUUUAUCAGAGCAAAAAGGCUUUUCCGAUACUACUUGAAUGGAGUUGAUGCUUUCCGGCUGAAGCUAUUAUUUCCCCGACCAGAGUUACAUUCCCCUCAGCUCACGAGGGCUACAGGGGAUGAGAGCGGGUGGCAUAAAGAUAGUAGACAAACAGAAGAGAAUCCUUUUCUUCUAUAAAGCUUGUGAUCAAAUUUUUUCUUGUCAUAAAAAUGUCUUACAGCCCACAGACUUGUCAAUUGUAUUUGUGGAAUCAUGACGAUGUAUUCUAUUAUCAAUUUGCU
Messenger RNA from Ilex paraguariensis (yerba mate), 1575 nucleotides. Lineage: Eukaryota; Viridiplantae; Streptophyta; Magnoliopsida; Aquifoliales; Aquifoliaceae. The record is from the annotation of a GenBank genome assembly.